AUGCUUCCGACAUCGCGGCUAUUUCGACAUACGCUACGAUACGCUGGCAGGACCAGAGGUAUCCUACUUUCACGAGGUCUUCACGCGUCUAAAAUUAUAUUGGCUCGGAGAAAUCACCGAAAAUCGCCCAGCCGUUCGUCGUCCAAGCCAUCGCCGGUUUGUCAAAACAACGAGGAAGAAGAUGAGGAGUUUGUCAAGUGGGUUAACGAGGUGCAGCAGUACAGUCCGACCCAGACCCUGAACGAGGACAAAGUGCCGAACACGAUGGAGCUGGUCGAAGACGAAGAAGACGAGUAUGAUGAUGGAGAGGAACUUGACGAAGAGACUGAGAAGUUUCUCGACGAAGCUGAAGACCUUUUUCGUCUAAGCCCAACCGAGUUUCAAAAACGCAUGGACACAUUUGACCAACGUCACGCCGACGAGCACGAUGCCGACGAUGAGAACGAUGACCCUGAAGGAAUCGAUCGCGCGACAGAAAGAAUCCCUAGGAAGAAGUUGCUAAAGGUAUUGGCAGAGCUCAAUCCUAACAAUGUGUCAACAAGCAAGAACGCUGAGCGAAUGCCUAAUGCGAGCUUGAAAAACAAGAAUAUGUCUCCACUAGAGAGGAAACCAAAGCUACCCAAGGCGGAACGUGUGACGUAUCGUCAGGAGAGCGUGGGCAUUGCCGUGCUAGAGUAUGUGCAGAACCUUUUGGUUGAGGAUGCGGAUGUUUCUGGAGCAGAUAUCGUGCCUAUUUUUGUUGAGGCAAGCGUAUCGCCUGACCUGCGCCAGGUAGUGCUUCACUGGGAGCCAGUACGCUUAAACUCGGAGAACCAAAAGAUUGGCAAGAAAAAAGUCGAGGCGGUGAAGAAUCGCCUACAACGCCAGGAGCGCUGGAUUCGCCGCAACGUCACUCAGCAUCUAAACUUGAAGUACUCACCUGUUGUUCAGUUCAAGCAACAAACAGAAGCAAAGGCUGAAGUAGCACGAACGCUGUUUGAGGACGAAAUGAAGUGGCUGGACAGGGUGUAA
Peronospora belbahrii is the source of this 1011-nucleotide messenger RNA. The record is from the annotation of a GenBank genome assembly. NCBI's taxonomy places the organism in Eukaryota, Oomycota, Peronosporomycetes, Peronosporales, Peronosporaceae.